Messenger RNA from Branchiostoma belcheri (Belcher's lancelet), 1122 nucleotides. Its product is annotated as E3 ubiquitin-protein ligase TRAIP-like. The record is from RefSeq and is a predicted model, not a curated record. Lineage: Eukaryota; Metazoa; Chordata; Leptocardii; Amphioxiformes; Branchiostomatidae. The transcript is spliced from 10 exons. Gene Ontology annotation, molecular function: zinc ion binding. Bases 332 to 949 code for a protein of 205 amino acids.
ACGCGCUACCGACUGCGCCACACGAUUUGCCUCCUAACAUCUGCUUGAAGAUUAGGCUGGGCUCAAGUCUCGCGAUAUUUCGUCUCACGUGACUUCCUUUCAGCCGCCAUUUUCAAAACAGAGCAAAAUUCGUCCGGAGAAAAGCGAAAGCACUCAACUAGACGACACGUUCAUGUGAAAAUACUGAAUCAAGAGCAGCAUUUUAAACAAAAGAUCAAGAAGUUAAAGACUGACUAUGAUGAUGUCUGGAGUGACAUUGCAGUUGAUGAAACGCUAGUUAAAGACUCUAGCUGUACUUUUCCCAGACUGUGGAUCUUUGCAUGUAGCCACCAUGAAGGGGGUCUGUACAAUAUGCACGGACCAUUUCACAGAUGACAAACCCAUCUCUGCUACACCAUGUGGACAUACAUUCCAUGAAGGAUGUUUGUCGCGGUGGUUGGCGACUCCCACUGGCAGCAGUUGUCCACAGUGUCGCAGAAAAAUCACGGCACGAACCAUCAUCAGCAAACUGUUCUUCGACCAACCUGAUGAUGAUGACGAGGAAGACCCCAGUGCUCUCAGGAAUGAACUUAAUGCUGCUAAGGCAAAACUCAGCGAAAAAGAUAAGGAGAAACGUGACUUGUACAAAGAGAAGGACCAGUUGGAGGACAGACUUGGCACCAUCAGAGUCACGCUACGUGACCUGACAGAGCAGCUUCAAGAUGAGCAAGAUAAAAACAAGACUCUUAAGCAACAAAUGAAGCUGGUGGACAUCCAUAAGAAACAGGCACAGCAAGCAGAGGCUGAUGCCAAGAAGCUCAGAAAGAAACUUGUAGAACUGGAGAGGCUACAGCUGUUGAUCAAGGGAAGCUCCAGCGAAGCAGAAGACUUGAUACAACUCAUGGGGGAGGGAGCAGAGUCAGCCAAGAGCAUGGCAAGGCACUUAACUGUCUUAGAAAAAGGACUAUGAGAAAGUAAAAGAAACGCGAAGAAAAUAUGCCGAUGAUGCGGAAAGAUACAGAAAGGAAUUGUCAUCAAAAACAGCGCAGCUUAGAGAGUCAUCAGAAGAACUUCAGGCCAAAAAGGACCAACUCCGAGAUGCGAAGCAGCAGAUUCAGAACCUCACUGCAAAGAACAAGGUUG